AUGGGCGGCGGGCACAGGCAGGGCGCUUGCGCCGGGUCGGCGCUGGACAGCUCGUGGACCUUCCAGGCGCAGCUGCGGGCGCUUGCCACCGUCGGCCCGGAGGACCUCACCUUCCGGGAGGCGUCCGUGCAGGACGUCAGUGACCGUGGGCGCGAGAAGGCCGCGGCGCGCCUGAAGGGGGCCUUCCAGGAGGUGUUCCCCCGCCCGCCGUCCCCGGAGCGCGCCCCCGCGGCGAAGCGGCCGCGCCACGCCCCCGCGGCGCGGGGCGAAGCGGACGACCCGCGGCUGGAGGCGGAGGUGCGCCAUGCCGUGAGCGACAUCGUUACACAUCUCCGCCUCCUGCGAAAGGAGGGCUCCGGGAGGCCCGACCGCGGCCGCGACGAGAUGUUGCUCCGUGCGAUGAGGCAGUUGGAGUCCCUCCCUGUGAGCGUCAGGUGCCUCAAGGCCACGAAGGUCGCCCUCGAACUGAACGACCCCUGCUGGCGCACCGGGGCCUUCUCCGCGGAGGUCCGCGAGCUCGCUGCGGGCCUGGUGCGCGGCUGGCGCGCGAUGUUCAAGGCGGAGAACCCCUCUGCCCGGUCGAGCAGCGGCGCCUCGAGGAUGUCCGAGGCCGCCUGGGCGGUGAAGUGCCAGAACGUGUCCAUGGACUUGGAGGGGGCAAUCUACGGGCUGCAGCAGAGGUCCGACCGCUACCACGAACUCGUCGCGGUGCUGUGCAAGUUGCUGCAUUGGGACCACGAGGCGUGCAGGAGUCUGUUGGCCAGCUCAAGGUUCGCAAAGGACCUCGCCGCCCGGGCCGAGAGCGCGGUGCGGCACCGGCGCGUGGCCGCCCUCUCGGCGGCGUGA
Prorocentrum cordatum is the source of this 846-nucleotide messenger RNA. The record is from the annotation of a GenBank genome assembly. Lineage: Eukaryota; Dinophyceae; Prorocentrales; Prorocentraceae.